GCCGGAGGUGUUCCAGCAGCGAGGCUGUAGGUCUGGCCUGCUGCAACUGUGUUUGAGGCCAUUCAUGUUAUUUCCCCCGAAAGAAAACAAAUCGUGCCUUCCGUUCCCGUGUGUGCGAGUAUCAUCAACGUAAUCCUCAUUCUCUUGAUCUGAUACCCUGCUUUUUUACCCCCCGGUUUCUUUUUAGGUAAAAAUGAAGACCAGAAAAGGAGGGAGAUUUAAAUCUUCCUUUAAAUUGAGACAAAAAGGCAUUGAAGUAAUAGGAAAAUGGAAAACUGUGCAAAUCGACCCCAAUCUAUUUGCUGAUGAGGAGUUCAGAGAUAUAGUGUGCUUGGAGGAGCUCACAGAGUACAAGCUAGUAGGUUCUUCCAAAGUGGGGAAAAUAAAAGAGAAGAAGAGAAAGGCUGAGAGUGUUUCCGAAGAAGGCAAUGAGGAGGACGAAGAACCUGUUGUCCCUCCCAAAAAGAAAAAGAAAAACAAAGAUUUGAGAAGCAAGCCAGAUAAAAGCGAUGAUCCUAAUGCAACAGAAAUUGAUGUGCAGGUUGAUAAAGAGGCAAAGUAUAAUAAAAUAAUCGAAGUGGCAAAUUGUGAGGAACGUGGGCAUGCGGCUGAGAUCACUUUGAGCACAAAAAAUGCUCCAAAGAAAAAGAAAAAUAAGGUAGCUAAAAAUAAGGUUCCUCAAGCUCAAGAAGCUCUUCCAUCAGUAACUGCUUCUAAAAAAGUUAAAAACUGGACAACAGAAGUUUUAUCUGCCUCAACUGAUCACAAAGCUGAUGUGUCUGCAUGGAAGGACCUGUUUGUACCUGAACCAGUGUUGCGGGCCCUGAGCUACCUGGGGUUUAGUGCUCCAACUGCCAUUCAAGCCUUAGCCUUGCCUCCUGCCAUCCGGGAUAAUAUGGAUGUUCUUGGUGCUGCAGAAACAGGAAGCGGCAAAACGCUUGCAUUUGCAAUUCCAAUGAUUCACUCUGUGCUGCAGUGGCAAAAAUCAAAUAGCUCAACAACCAGAAAUGACAGCGUUUCUAAAGAGUCCCAUCAGCAUCAUGAUGAAACAAGAUGGGAAAAUGAGGAUGAAGCAGAAAAACUAACCCAUCAGCAGGUUGAAGAUAGUGGAGAUGAAGAUGAUGCAUCUUUCACAACAGGCUGUGUGAAGGUGCUGGAAAAUAUUGAAUUUGAUUCCGGUGACAAGACGCAUGCUGUUGGCUCCCAUAAAAAGAGACCUCUUUUAGGACUGGUCCUUACUCCCACAAGAGAAUUAGCUGUACAAGUCAAACACCACAUUGAUGCAGUUGCAAAGUUUACAGGCAUUAAGACUGCAAUUCUAGUUGGAGGCAUGGCUGCACAGAAGCAAGAACGUGUACUGAAUCGAAAGCCAGAAAUUGUAAUUGCAACCCCAGGCCGCCUGUGGGAAUUAGUUAAAGAAAGACACCCACAUCUUUCAAAUCUUCGGCAGCUCAGGUGCCUUGUGAUUGAUGAAGCAGACCGAAUGGUUGAGAAAGGUCACUUCUUAGAGCUGUCUCAGUUGCUGGAAAUCUUAAAUGAUUCACAGUAUAACCCUCAACGACAGACUUUUGUUUUUUCUGCCACUUUGACUUUAGUCCAUCAGACUCCCACAAGAGUUUUACAGAAGAAGAAUGCUAAAAAGAUGGACAAGAAGACCAAACUAGAAUUGUUAAUGGAAAAAGUAGGAAUAAAGGGCAAACCCAAAGUGAUAGACUUAACAAGGAAAGAGGCUACUGUUGAGACUCUGACAGAAACCAGAAUCCACUGUAAUACAAAUGAGAAGGACUAUUAUCUCUACUACUUUCUUCUCCAGUAUCCAGGAAGAACCAUGGUCUUUGCAAACAGCAUAGACUGUGUAAAACGCCUCAGUUCUCUCCUCACAAUCUUAAAUUGUGAUCCUCUUCCUUUGCAUGCCAACAUGCACCAAAAGCAAAGGCUGAAAAACCUGGAAAGGUUUGCUGAGCAAGAGAGCUGUGUCCUCCUGACAACAGAUGUUGCAGCUCGUGGUCUUGAUAUUCCCAACGUGCAACAUGUCAUCCACUACCAGGUCCCUCGUACUUCUGAGUUGUAUGUACACAGAAGUGGCAGAACAGCCCGAGCUGCCAACGAAGGCCUUAGCCUAUUGCUGAUUGGCCCUGAUGACUUGAUCAAUUUUAGGAAAAUUUAUAAAACGUUGGAGAAGAGUGAAGAGCUGCCAUUUUUUCCAGUUGAAACCAAGUGCAUGACUUCUAUCAAGGAGCGGAUGAAUUUGGCGCGGCAGAUUGAGAAGGCAGAAUUUUUCAACAGUCGGGCAAAGCAGCACAACUCCUGGCUCCAGCAAGCUGCAGAGGCUCUUGAGAUUGAUCUUGAUGAUGACAUGCUUAUGGGAAGAAAAGCUAGUGAGCAAGAAGAAUGCCAGAAGCAAAAGAUGCUGAAGGGGAUGAAAAAACAACUAAAACAUAUGUUGUCCCAGCCACUGUUUAAAGUCCUUAUGAAAACCAAAUACCCAACACAGUCUGGAAAACUACUCCUGCCUCAGACAUCAGCGGGUAUUUCAGAAUCUGCUCUGGGUACUGUGUCCAGACAACAAGCCAAGAAGAAGAAAUCGAUAAAACUAAAUUAGAUAACUCAGCAAGAUCACUCUGCAACAGAAGCAAGGACAAUCCUUAUCAAGACUGUCAGUGCUUAUGGAGGAACUCAGCUAGAAGACAUGUAGUAUCAGAGGAUGUUGCCUGUGUUUUGGUUGUGCAGGCACAAAGCAAAAUGUUGAUUUAAAGGGCUCUGUUAACAGGCAAUUAGUUACUGUUGAAUCUUGUUUUGGAUCUUAUUUCCUUAUGUUCUUACUUUUUUUUUUUCUUACUCUGUAUUAAUAGAAGUUAAUUAGUUUUGAAAUAGUUCUGUUUAUUACUCCUUUUUGUGAGAUGGGUAGAAGUUACUGGAUAAAAUUCACUGUGGGCAUACUCUAAUGAUAAAUCUUGAUUUGAAUUUUAAUGUCCUUAAAGGAAAGGGGAAAGUAGGCUGUAUACAGUCUGAGUACAACAUGAGCUGGUGGUAACAGGAGGUUUGGCUUUUACUGCAGCCAGUUCAGUGAGAAAGGCAGCAAAUACAGGUAGUGUUACCAGCAGGUCUACAAUCCUGCUUAUGGAAAUCUCUCCCAAUUUUCUUCCUCCUCUGAUAAUAUUUCUCUGUUCUGUUCUCCACUGGGUCCCAAUUCCCUUAGUCCUGUGUCAUACGUGUUUUAGAAUGUGCAAAAAAAGUCAAGGUGGCAAUGGGCCAGGACUGACCUUCGGAGAUGUGUAGAUUUUUAAGGAGUAAGUGUUGCUACUCAGUGUUCUCUUAAUUAAUAUUUGGAGUUAAGUUUGUAUUUGAAAACAUGUUAGAACCGUCACCUUUGGAAAAGGUGAUGAUGUUGUGAAGUGUUACUUUUGAAGAGUGCUUCCCGAUAAUUAUGCUUAAUCAUUUUAACCUGACCUGGGCAAAUAAUUUUUAAAACUAUUUUUAAAAUUCUGUCAGAAAAAUAUAUUUUGAUUUUUUGUUAAAUUAUAUCUGCUAUAAAACCUAAAGCCUGUGUUUGUUUUUAGUCACCUGAGAUUUCUAAAUUCCUCAUAGCUGAUGCCCUUUGCACCUAGCAGGCAAGGAGAGGGGGAAAAGCACCUGAAAGGUAGGACAUAGCAAUGGGAUCUGUAUUGGUGGGAGCAGAAGGAACCCUCACCUGCCAGCUCUACAUCGGGCUGAGGUUUUGUCUCAUACAGUAUAGAACCAGUGUCACUGCCAUGAUUGGAGGCAUCAGUUUACUCAGCUAAUAAAAGCGAAAUUUUUCUAUGGAGUUAGGUGCCCCUUCCAGCCACUUGCUGGUUGUGUGAGAAUAGCAAAUUCUUUACUCUUUCAUCUGUGUAAAUAAUUGAAAGCCUCCCCCACUCCCUCAUUUCUCGAGGGCUUUUCUCUUGCUUCCUUGCGUUACUGAAGAAGAGCUGCGACAAUUUAAUCAUAAGCAUGCAGAGCUUAUCAGUUACAUAUGAAACUUGCAUUGCAAUGCACUGUUUGGCUCAUGCCCUUCAGAGUAGAGGGGGGAAGUUUUGGGGAGGAAGAGAUGGUAAAGUUGUUUCCUCACUCAUGCGAGAAGAUGACACAUCUUUGGAGUUAAUGUGACAUCUGAAAAACAAAAACGAGAAUUUAAAGAAAGUUCCUUG
This is a messenger RNA of Egretta garzetta (little egret), 4169 nucleotides long. RefSeq names its product DEAD-box helicase 24 (gene DDX24). Gene Ontology annotation, molecular function: nucleic acid binding; RNA helicase activity; ATP binding. The record is from RefSeq and is a predicted model, not a curated record. The transcript has 8 exons. Bases 194 to 2602 code for a protein of 802 amino acids. Lineage: Eukaryota; Metazoa; Chordata; Aves; Pelecaniformes; Ardeidae. Gene Ontology annotation, cellular component: nucleolus.